Messenger RNA from Mesoplodon densirostris (Blainville's beaked whale), 2572 nucleotides. Its product is annotated as tubulin beta-3 chain. Gene Ontology annotation, cellular component: microtubule; cytoplasm; membrane. Lineage: Eukaryota; Metazoa; Chordata; Mammalia; Artiodactyla; Ziphiidae. Gene Ontology annotation, biological process: mitotic cell cycle; axon guidance; microtubule cytoskeleton organization. The record is from RefSeq and is a predicted model, not a curated record. The coding region runs from base 11 to 2383 and encodes 790 amino acids. Gene Ontology annotation, molecular function: structural constituent of cytoskeleton; GTP binding; GTPase activity. The transcript has 6 exons.
UGGCAGGACGAUGCCAGUGCUCGGCCCCCAGAGGCCCCUGCUGAGUCCCCUCAACUCCACGUCCCCAGCCACCCCCCGCCUCGGGCUGGCCACCAACCAGACGGGGCCCCAGUGCCUGGAGGUGUCCGUUCCCGAAGGGCUGUUCCUCAGCUUGGGGCUGGUGAGUCUCGUGGAGAACGUGCUGGUGGUGGCCGCCAUCAUCAAGAACCGCAACCUGCACUCGCCCAUGUACUACUUCGUCUGCUGCCUGGCCGUGUCCGACCUGCUUGUGAGCGUCAGCAACGUGCUGGAGACGACCGUCAUGCUGCUGCUGGAGGCCGGCGCCCUGGCCCCUCGGGCUGCCGUGGUGCAGCAGCUGGACGACGUCAUUGAUGUGCUCAUCUGCAGCUCCAUGGUGUCCAGCCUCUGCUUCCUGGGCGCCAUCGCCGUGGACCGCUACAUCUCCAUCUUCUACGCCCUGCGGUACCACAGCCUCGUGACACUGCCCAGGGCGUGGCGGGCCAUCGCGGCCGUCUGGGUGGCCAGCGUCCUCGCCAGCACCCUCUUCAUCGCCUACUACAACCACGCGGCCGUCCUCCUCUGUCUCGUGAGCUUCUUCGUAGCCAUGCUGGCGCUCAUGGCCGUGCUCUACGUCCACAUGCUGGCCCGGGCGUGCCAGCACGCCCGGGGCAUUGCCCGGCUCCACAAGAGGCGGCGCUCCACCCAGCAGGGCUUCGGCCUCAAGGGCGCGGCCACCCUCACCAUCCUGCUGGGCACCUUCCUCCUCUGCUGGGGCCCGUUCUUCCUCCACCUCUCGCUCAUCGUCCUCUGCCCUCAGCACCCCACCUGUGGCUGCGUCUUCCAGAACUUCCACCUCUUCCUCACCCUCAUCGUCUGCAACGCCGUCGUGGACCCUCUCAUCUAUGCCUUCCGCAGCCAGGAGCUCCGGAAGACGCUCCAAGAGGUGCUGCAGGGCUCCUGGGCUCCACCACCAGCCCCGGCCCCAGCGCGUCCGCCUGCGUCCCGCAGCCGCCCGCCACACGCACCGAGCAUGAGGGAGAUCGUGCACAUCCAGGCCGGCCAGUGCGGCAACCAGAUCGGGGCCAAGUUCUGGGAGGUCAUCAGCGACGAGCACGGGAUAGACCCCAGUGGCAAUUAUGUGGGGGACUCGGACCUGCAGCUGGAGCGCAUCAGCGUCUACUACAACGAGGCCUCUUCUCACAAGUAUGUGCCUCGGGCCAUCCUGGUGGACCUGGAGCCUGGAACCAUGGACAGCGUCCGGUCUGGGGCCUUCGGGCACCUCUUCAGGCCUGACAACUUCAUCUUCGGUCAGAGUGGGGCCGGCAACAACUGGGCCAAGGGCCACUACACGGAGGGUGCCGAGCUGGUGGACUCGGUCCUGGACGUGGUGCGGAAGGAGUGUGAGAAUUGCGACUGCCUGCAGGGCUUCCAGCUGACCCACUCGCUGGGGGGCGGCACGGGCUCGGGCAUGGGCACCCUCCUCAUCAGCAAGGUCCGCGAGGAGUACCCCGACCGCAUCAUGAACACCUUCAGCGUGGUGCCCUCGCCCAAGGUGUCGGACACGGUGGUGGAGCCCUACAACGCCACGCUGUCCAUCCACCAGCUGGUGGAGAACACGGACGAGACCUACUGCAUCGACAACGAGGCGCUGUAUGACAUCUGCUUCCGCACCCUCAAGCUGGCCACGCCCACCUACGGGGACCUCAACCACCUGGUGUCGGCCACCAUGAGCGGGGUCACCACCUCCCUGCGCUUCCCGGGCCAGCUCAACGCCGACCUGCGCAAGCUGGCCGUGAACAUGGUGCCCUUCCCGCGCCUGCACUUCUUCAUGCCCGGCUUCGCCCCGCUCACCGCCCGCGGCAGCCAGCAGUACCGGGCGCUGACGGUGCCCGAGCUCACCCAGCAGAUGUUUGACGCCAAGAACAUGAUGGCCGCCUGCGACCCGCGCCACGGCCGCUACCUGACCGUGGCCACCGUCUUCCGGGGCCGCAUGUCCAUGAAGGAGGUGGACGAGCAGAUGCUGGCCAUCCAGAGCAAGAACAGCAGCUACUUCGUGGAGUGGAUCCCCAACAACGUGAAGGUGGCUGUGUGCGACAUCCCGCCCCGCGGGCUCAAGAUGUCCUCCACCUUCAUCGGGAACAGCACGGCCAUCCAGGAGCUGUUCAAGCGCAUCUCAGAGCAGUUCACGGCCAUGUUCCGCCGCAAGGCCUUCCUGCACUGGUACACGGGCGAGGGCAUGGACGAGAUGGAGUUCACGGAGGCCGAGAGCAACAUGAACGACCUGGUGUCCGAGUACCAGCAGUACCAGGACGCCACGGCCGAGGAGGAGGGCGAGAUGUAUGAAGACGACGAGGAGGAAUCCGAGGCCCAGGGCCCCAAGUGAAGCAGCCGAGGGGGUGGGACGCGGCCGCGGCCGGGACCGAGAGGCCUGUCCCCUGAGCCAUGUAGCCACUGACACACCCCUGCCCUUUCCCCCACCAGGCCCGCUCAUGUCACCCUAGGGCUCCCAAGUAUGUGUCCUUUAGUAUUUACAGCAUCCCCGCCCUGUGUGAGUCUUCUCAGCUGUCUUCCG